This is a messenger RNA of Chrysochloris asiatica (Cape golden mole), 2466 nucleotides long. RefSeq names its product missing oocyte, meiosis regulator, homolog (Drosophila) (gene MIOS). The transcript has 8 exons. The coding region runs from base 49 to 2466 and encodes 805 amino acids. NCBI's taxonomy places the organism in Eukaryota, Metazoa, Chordata, Mammalia, Afrosoricida, Chrysochloridae. Gene Ontology annotation, molecular function: protein binding. The record is from RefSeq and is a predicted model, not a curated record. Gene Ontology annotation, cellular component: cytoplasm. Gene Ontology annotation, biological process: cellular response to amino acid starvation; positive regulation of TORC1 signaling.
AUUUUCAAUGAAUGGACCUGACUGGACUCUUUGAGCACAUCAUUAAACAUGAGUGGUACAAAACCUGAUAUUUUGUGGGCACCUCAUCAGGUUGAUAGAUUUGUUGUAUGUGACUCAGAACUGAGCCUCUAUCAUGUGGAAUCUACUGUGAAUUCAGAACUUAAAGCUGGAUCUCUACGUUUAUCUGAAGACUCUGCAGCUACAUUAUUAUCAAUAAAUUCAGAUACACCCUAUAUGAAAUGUGUUGCUUGGUAUCUCAAUUAUGAUCCUGAAUGUCUCCUUGCGGUUGGACAAGCAAAUGGUCGCGUCGUUCUUACAAGUCUUGGUCAAGAUCAUAACUCAAAGUUCAAAGAUUUGAUAGGAAAAGAAUUUGUUCCAAAACAUGCACGACAGUGCAAUACCCUUGCAUGGAAUCCAUUGGAUAGUAACUGGCUUGCUGCUGGUCUAGAUAAGCAUAGAGCUGAUUUUUCAGUACUAAUAUGGGAUAUCUGUAGCAAAUAUAGUCCUGAUAUAGUUCCUAUGGAGAAAGUGAGACUUUCAGCAGGUGAAACUGAAGCAACAUUGUUAGUAACAAAACCCCUUUAUGAAUUAGGACAGAAUGAUGCUUGUCUCUCUCUUUGUUGGCUUCCACGAGACCAGAAACUUCUGCUUGCUGGUAUGCAUCGUAACCUAGCUAUAUUUGAUCUUCGGAAUACAAGCCAAAAGAUGUUUGUAAAUACAAAAGCUGUUCAAGGGGUGACAGUAGACCCAUACUUCCACGAUCGUGUAGCUUCCUUCUAUGAAGGUCAAGUUGCCAUAUGGGAUCUUAGAAAAUUUGAAAAGCCAGUUUUGACUUUGACUGAACAACCAAAGCCCUUAACAAAAGUAGCAUGGUGUCCAACGAGGACUGGUCUGCUUGCUACAUUAACAAGGGAUAGUAAUAUUAUUAGGUUAUAUGAUAUGCAACACACACCCACUCCAAUUGGGGAUGAAACUGAACCCACGAUAAUUGAAAGAAGUGUGCAACCUUGUGAUAAUUACAUUGCUUCAUUUGCAUGGCAUCCAACAAGUCAAAAUCGAAUGAUAGUUGUAACUCCCAAUCGAACCAUGUCUGACUUCACAGUUUUUGAAAGGAUAUCACUUGCCUGGAGUCCAAUUACAUCUUUAAUGUGGGCUUGUGGUCGUCAUUUGUAUGAAUGUGCAGAAGAAGAAAAUGAUAAUUCUUUAGAAAAAGAUAUAGCAACAAAGAUGCGUCUUCGUGCUUUAUCAAGGUAUGGACUUGAUACUGAGCAGGUUUGGAGAAACCACAUUUUAGCUGGAAAUGAAGAUCCACAGCUCAAGUCACUCUGGUAUACUCUGUACUUUAUGAAGCAGUAUACAGAAGAUAUGGAUCAGAAGUCUUCAGGCAACAAAGGACCAUUGGUUUAUGCUGGAAUUAAAUCAAUUGUAAAAUCUUCUUUGGGAAUGGUGGAAAGCAGCAGACAUAAUUGGAGUGGAUUAGAUAAGCAAACUGAUAUUCAGAAUUUAAGUGAAGAGAGAAUCUUAGUGUUACAGCUGUGUGGGUGGAUUAAGAAAGGAACGGAUGUGGAUGUGGGGCCGUUCUUGAACUCCCUUGUCCAAGAAGGAGAAUGGGAGAGAGCUGCUGCUGUGGCUUUGUUCAACUUGGAUAUUCGACGGGCAAUUCAAAUCCUGAAUGAAGGAGCGUCUUCCGAAAAAGGAGAUCUGAACCUCAAUGUGGUAGCCAUGGCAUUAUCUGGUUAUACGGAUGAAAAGAACUCACUCUGGAGAGAGAUGUGCAGCACUCUGCGAUUGCAGCUGAACAAUCCAUAUCUGUGUGUCAUGUUUGCUUUUCUGACAAGUGAAACAGGAUCUUAUGAUGGAGUUUUGUAUGAAAACAAAGUUGCAGUACGUGACAGAGUGGCCUUUGCUUGUAAAUUCCUUAAUGAUACUCAGUUAAAUAGAUACAUCGAUAAAUUAACCAAUGAAAUGAAAGAGGCUGGAAAUUUGGAAGGAAUUCUGCUUACAGGCCUUACAAAAGAUGGAGUGGACUUAAUGGAGAGUUACGUUGAUAGAACUGGAGAUGUCCAAACAGCAAGUUACUGCAUGUUACAGGGUUCUCCUGUAGAUGUUCUUAAAGAUGAAAGGGUUCAGUACUGGAUUGAGAAUUACAGGAAUUUAUUAGAUGCUUGGAGGUUUUGGCACAAACGGGCUGAAUUUGAUAUUCACAGGAGUAAGUUGGAUCCCAGUUCCAAGCCUUUAGCACAAGUGUUUGUGAGCUGCAAUUUCUGUGGCAAGUCUAUCUCCUAUAGCUGUUCAACUGUGCCUCAUCAGGGCCGAGGUUUUAGUCAAUAUGGAGUCAGUGGCUCCCCAACAAAAUCUAAGGUCACAAGUUGCCCUGGUUGUCGGAAACCCCUCCCUCGAUGUGCACUGUGCCUCAUUAAUAUGGGAACACCUGUUUCUAGCUGUCCUGGUAUGAGAGAAUUCUAA